Molecule: messenger RNA, 1647 nt
Organism: Oryza brachyantha (malo sina)
Lineage: Eukaryota; Viridiplantae; Streptophyta; Magnoliopsida; Poales; Poaceae
Product: chitinase domain-containing protein 1
Exons: 8
Coding region: 76-1386 (436 amino acids)
Biological process (GO): carbohydrate metabolic process
Cellular component (GO): extracellular region
Molecular function (GO): oligosaccharide binding; chitin binding
Source: RefSeq, a predicted model, not a curated record
CACGCUCUUCUCUCUCCGUGUUCGCUUCCUCGUCGCUCCGACCUCCACCGGACCAGAUCGCCGCCCGCCGGAGAAAUGCCGCCGCGGAGGCGAGAUCGCCGGAGGCCCCGGGACCCGUCACCGGAGAGCUCCCGCCCGAGCACGGCAGCCGCCUCUUCCUCCUCCUCCUCCUCCUUAUCGGGGCCCCGCUUCCGUCCCGCCCUCCUCGCACCUCUCCUCCUGCUCCUCGUCCUCACCGCGCUCCACUUCUCCGGCCUCCUCUCCCGGUCCCGGACUCAUACGCCGCAGGUGGGGACGAAACUAUCCGUAUACGAGCGCGGACUCGUCAAGCGCGAUGUCUCCGCCAGCGAGAUCCUCACCGAGCACGCUACGGUUUCGGAGAACCGGUCGCGCCGCCACUUCCGCAACCCUGUCCUCGCCUAUGUGACCCCCUGGAACUCUAAAGGUUAUGACAUGGCAAAGUUGUUCAGCGCAAAGUUUACUCACAUAUCACCUGUGUGGUAUGACUUGAAGAGCGAUGGGAAUAAGCUAGUUUUGGAAGGACAACACAAUUUUGAUGCCAGAUGGGUCUCCGAACUUCAAAGUAAUGGGUCUUUGGUAUUGCCAAGAGUUGUCUUAGAAGCAUUCCCUGGGAUUGUGCUAUUGAAGAAGAAGCUAAGGGACAAAGCUAUUGAUCUAAUUGUGAGUGAAUGCAGGGAUAAGGGGUAUGAUGGUGUUGUGCUGGAGUCCUGGUCAAGAUGGUCUGCUUAUGGUGUGCUAGAUGAUCCAGAGCUACGCAACAUGGCACUUCAAUUUGUAAAGCAUCUGGGGAAGACUUUGCAUUUGACCAGUUCAAACUUAAGUACACAUCACCGUUUGAAAUUAAUUUAUGUUAUCCCAGCUCCACGAAUGAAAGAGCUAAACAAUCAUGAUUUUGGAUCAGAAGAUCUCCUUCAGUUGGCUGACUCAGUAGAUGGUUUCUCUCUUAUGACAUAUGACUUCUCAGGACCACAAAAUCCUGGCCCCAGUGCACCUUUGAGUUGGAUGCAGUAUUCUUUAAACACACUUCUUUCAGCUAAGGGGUCUGCUUCUCAUGGGCAUUCUCACUUGAUAUUCCUUGGCAUCAAUUUUUAUGGGAACGAUUUUCUCCUUUCUAAAGGUGAUGGUAAUGCUAUCACUGGAAGAGAUUUCAUUGAUUUACUUGAGAAGUACAAGCCAUCUUUGCAGUGGGAUGAGAAAAGUUCAGAGCAUUUUUUUGUCUAUUCAAAUAAAGGGCUGAGGCAUGCUGUAUUUUACCCCACUCUGAUGUCUCUUUCUGUACGCUUGGAUGAAGCUCAAGAUUGGGGAACAGGGCUUUCAAUUUGGGAAAUUGGUCAAGGUUUGGACUACUUUUUUGAUGUUCUUUAGGAAUAUCUAUGUGUGGCCUUUUUUUUUUUUUGUUUUGUUUUUGGGAGAACUACUAUUGCUUCAAAGUACUAUUACAGAGGCAUCUUUAUCGCUAUUGGUAUCAUGUGCACCUGUGAGCAUUAUUCUUUUAGUUACAAAACUGCCAUUUCAUAACAGAUUACAUCCUCCUGGGAAAUGUUUCCAAUAACCAAAUUUCCCCUCAAUGUUCUACCGCAAAACUUAGAUUAAGUGAUAAUGAGAUUUUUCGGGUAUUUGGAUCUA